GUCAGACAAGUUCCAGACGGAGGAGGCGGCGUGCGUGAUUUCACGACUGAUUAGUUUGUGUGAAACCACGAGCCAAAGGCGUUCACAGCCGCACAUCAGUAUUGAUCCGGACGGCGGGUCUGUGCAGCCGACAGUGUUUGGAUGACACCCAUCAGUGUUAUUAGCGGAGUCAAUUAGCCGGCUACGUCCGAGAAGCACGUCGUUAACCAGCGGACCGCGUCAUCUUUGGACAAUGAGGAAGGUGGCUCUGCUGCUGAUAGUGUUGCUCGGCGUUGCACAUUUUGCAACUGUCAGCAGAUGUGAGGAGGAUGUUACAGAGGAGAAGGAGGAGUCUGAUGAAGAGGACAGUGAUGAUGAGGAGGAUGAUGACGAAGCGAGCAGGUUCGAAGUGUCGGGCUACCCCACCAUCAAGAUCCUGAAAAAUGGGGAACCUGUGGAUUACGACGGAGACAGGACAGAGAAGGCUAUCGUGGCCCGGAUAAAAGAGGUGGCACAGCCGGAUUGGAAGCCCCCUCCCGAGGCCACGCUGGUGCUGACCAAGGACAACUUUGAUGAGACUGUUAACAAUGCAGACAUCAUCCUUGUGGAGUUCUACGCUCCAUGGUGUGGGCACUGCAAGCGUUUGGCUCCAGAGUAUGAGAAGGCAGCCAAGGAGUUGAGCCAGCGCACUCCUCCCAUCCCUCUGGCCAAGGUGGACGCCACUGUGGAGAACGAGGUCGCCACACGUUUCGGAGUCACAGGCUAUCCCACCCUCAAGAUCUUCAGGAAAGGCAAAGUGUUUGACUACAACGGACCCAGAGAGCAGCAUGGUAUUGUGGAGUACAUGGGCGAGCAGGCCGGGCCUCCCUCCAAGCAGGUCCAGGCAGUGAAACAGGUGCAGGAGCUAAUCAAAGAUGGGGACGAUGCUGUCAUAGUCGGCGUGUUCUCCGAUGAACAGGACGCAACCUAUGAGAUCUACAUCGAGGCCUGUAAUGCACUGAGGGAAGACUUCACCUUCCGUCACACCUUCAGCUCUGAAGUGUCCAAACUACUCAAAGCUUCACCUGGUCAGAUUGUCAUCGUUCACCCUGAAAAGUUCCGCUCCAAGUAUGAGCCAGCAUCACAUACAUUUGCAGUAAAGGACUCUACAUCGGUGUCAGAAGUGCAGGAGUUCUUCAAAAAGCAUGUGAUUCCUCUGGUGGGCCACAGGAAACCAAGCAAUGAUGCCAAGCGCUACACCAAAAGACCCCUAGUGGUUGUGUACUAUGGAAUUGACUUCAGCUUUGACUACAGGAAAAAUACGCAGUUCUGGCGGUCCAAGGUACUCGACGUAGCUAAGGACUUCCCAGAGUACACGUUUGCCAUCGCCGAUGAGGAGGACUACGCAGAAGAGCUGAAGAGCUUGGGCCUGAGCGAGAGUGGAGAGGAAGUGAAUGUGGGAAUUCUGGCAGAAGGAGGCAAAAAGUUUGCCAUGGAGCCAGAGGAGGUUGACUCUGAUGUGUUGAGCGACUUUGUUAAGGCUUUCAAGAAAGGAAAGCUCAAACCCAUCAUCAAGUCCCAGCCCGUGCCAAAGAACAACAAAGGACCGGUUAAGGUUGUGGUAGGAAAGACCUUUGACGAGAUCGUCAUGGACACCCAGAAGGAUGUCCUGAUUGAGUUUUACGCUCCCUGGUGCGGCCACUGUAAGAAGAUGGAGCCCGAUUAUUUGGCUCUGGGCAAAAGGUACAAGGGAGAGAAGAACCUGGUGAUCGCCAAGAUGGACGCCACAGCUAACGACGUGCCAAAUGAAAGCUACAAAGUGGAAGGCUUCCCCACGAUAUACUUUGCCCCGAGCAACAGCAAGCAGAGCCCCGUCAAAUUAGAAGGUGGAGACAGAACAGUGGAGGGGCUGAGCAAGUUCUUGGAAAAGCACGCCACAAAGCUAUCACAGAACAGAGACGAACUUUGAGAAUGUCUCUCGACAAGUAGCUAAGAACUCUUACAGGACGCUGAUGUGGGGAGGGGGGGCCUCUGGGAAGGUGAAGGGAACGCAGUGGAGUUAAACGGUGUUACUGAGUUGCUGUGAUGAUUACAAUGUUAAAUCAUCAUUUUAGUUUCUAUUCAUUCCAAGAGAUUUCUUUCUUCUGUUUCUAAAAGCAUGUAAGCACUGUUAAAGUCUUUUUAAAUAAAAUACAAAAAUGAUGGCGGCUUUGUGGGCCAGCACUUAAA
Messenger RNA from Morone saxatilis (striped sea-bass), 2187 nucleotides. RefSeq names its product protein disulfide isomerase family A, member 4 (gene pdia4). Gene Ontology annotation, cellular component: endoplasmic reticulum lumen; cell surface; endoplasmic reticulum. Lineage: Eukaryota; Metazoa; Chordata; Actinopteri; Moronidae. The record is from RefSeq and is a predicted model, not a curated record. Gene Ontology annotation, molecular function: protein disulfide isomerase activity. Gene Ontology annotation, biological process: response to endoplasmic reticulum stress; protein folding.